AUGAUCGCGGUUUUCACCGAGCGGGUUGUCACUUCUCCCUGCUACCAACCCCUCCCCUCCCCCCUCUUCCCGCUUUUGCGAUCCAAUCCCUUCCCAUCCAUCAACUCGUUGAUCGGAGGGUUUGAAUUCGACAUGCUGGCCCGUACCCUCCUGCGCGUGCCCUCCCGGGCCAUCGCACGCCAAUCGCUCGGCAAGUCUACGCGUGCUUCUUCCACCGCCGCCGGUGCCGAGGCCGCUAGCUCCCCCUUCCACCUCACCCUCACUGCCUCGCUCGCAACCGCCGCGGCUGCCGGUUCCGCCGCAUGGUACUACCAUCUCUAUGGCCAGGAGGCCUUCGCUAUGACACCUGCUGAGGAGGGUCUUCACGCUACUCAGUACCCCUGGGUGCACCAGCGCUUCAACAAGACUUUCGACCACGCUGCUCUCCGCCGUGGUUUCCAGGUCUACCGUGAGGUCUGCGCUUCUUGCCACUCCCUGACCCGUGUUCCCUGGCGCUCAAUGGUCGGUGUCAUGCACACUGUUGAUGAGAUGAAGGCCAUGGCCGAGGAGAACGAGUACGACACUGAGCCCAACAACGAGGGCGAGAUCGAGAAGCGUCCCGGAAAGCUUUCCGACUACAUCCCUCCCCCCUACAAGAACGACGAGGCUGCUCGUGCUUCCAACGGCGGUGCUCUGCCCCCGGAUCUCAGCUUGAUCAUCAAGGGCCGUCACGGUGGUUGCAACUACGUCUUCAACCUGUUGACCGGUUACCCCGAUGAGGCUCCCGCCGGUGCCAGCGUUGCCGAGGGCAUGAACUUCAACCCCUACUUCCCCGGUACCGGUAUUGCUAUGGGUCGUGUUCUGUUCGACGGUGUUGUCGAGUACGAGGACGGCACUCCCGCUACCACCUCUCAGAUGGCCAAGGAUGUUACCGAGUUCCUGAACUGGGCCGCCGAGCCCGAGAUGGACGACCGCAAGAAGAUGGGUGUCAAGGCCAUUGUUCUCCUGACUGGUCUGACCGCCAUCAGCAUCUGGGUCAAGCGCUACAAGUGGGCCCCGAUCAAGUCUCGCAAGAUCGUGUACAGCCCUCCUAUCGCCCCCCGCCGUUAA
Molecule: messenger RNA, 1089 nt
Organism: Penicillium odoratum
Lineage: Eukaryota; Fungi; Ascomycota; Eurotiomycetes; Eurotiales; Aspergillaceae
Product: ubiquinol--cytochrome-c reductase catalytic subunit CYT1
Exons: 6
Coding region: 1-1089 (362 amino acids)
Biological process (GO): mitochondrial electron transport, ubiquinol to cytochrome c
Molecular function (GO): heme binding; electron transfer activity
Source: RefSeq, a predicted model, not a curated record